AUGUCUGGUGCUCACGCCUUCGCUUCCGUUCUUUAUGGGAGAGUAUUCGUCACACUUCCAGUCCCCAGCACAACAACCGACCUUUCGGACCAAAUCAUCAUUGUCACCGGCUCAAACACAGGCCUUGGCUUUGAGUCUACUCGCCAUCUGUCUCGUCUUGGAGUUGGAAAAAUCAUUAUGGCUGUCAGAACUCUCGCGAAAGGCGAAGCAGCUAAGAAGGAGAUUCUCAAAACCACAGGCAAGCCCGAUUCCACCAUUGAAGUCUGGCCAAUCGACAUGGACAGCCACGACUCUGUCAAAGCAUUCUCCGAACAAGCUUCUCAGCUUCCUCGACUCGAUGGCGUGUUGGCCAAUGCAGGCAUCAUGACAUCAGAAUUCGCACUCAGCGAGAAUAGUGAAAAGACUCUCAAUGUCAACGUCAUCAACACGUUUCUCCUCUUUUUCCUUCUCCUUCCAAUAAUGCGUAGGUCGGAGCGGCAGACUGGUUAUGCAUGCCGGUUUGUUAUUCCCAACAGCGCAUUGCACUACAUAGCUCCUCUUGCUGAGCUGGAUGCUCCAGUGAUAUUCGAUCGGCUCAAUGACCCAAAGCGAGCAAUUAUGAGCGGGAGAUAUCCUUUGUCGAAGCUGCUUGUCCUCUAUGCAACCCGCGAGAUAGCCGAGCGAACCAGGUCUUCUAAUAAGGGAAACUUCAUCAUCAACGCGCCGAAUCCAAGCUGGUGCAAAUCCGACUUAGGCAGGGAGAUGGAGUCAUCCGGUUACAAAAUGGUAGAAAAGAUUAUGGCUCGUUCUACAGAAGAAGGUAGCCGGACUUUGGUGCAUGGCCUGCUCACUGAUGAAACAAGCAAUGGCCAUUACCUCUCAAAUUGUCAUGUUCAAGUUCCGGCAAAGCACGUUACGAACCAAUGGGCCCAGAAAGUGCAAAAGAAAUUCUUUGGAGAGCUGCUGGGAAAACUCGAGGCUAUUGCUCCAGAAGUGACGUCUAACCUUUGA
Messenger RNA from Trichoderma asperellum CBS 433.97, 990 nucleotides. RefSeq lists its product as uncharacterized. The record is from RefSeq and is a predicted model, not a curated record. NCBI's taxonomy places the organism in Eukaryota, Fungi, Ascomycota, Sordariomycetes, Hypocreales, Hypocreaceae.